Molecule: messenger RNA, 7975 nt
Organism: Spinacia oleracea (spinach)
Lineage: Eukaryota; Viridiplantae; Streptophyta; Magnoliopsida; Caryophyllales; Amaranthaceae
Exons: 6
Coding region: 6366-7808 (480 amino acids)
Biological process (GO): meristem maintenance; meristem development
Source: RefSeq, a predicted model, not a curated record
CCACAAUGAUAUGCAGAUUGUCUGGAAUGAAAGACUGUGGCAUGUGCAAGGUGAAAUUUUGGUUCUCCAGCCAUGGAGACCUAUUUUCGACCAAUUUACAGAAAAAAUUCAAUGGGUCGACCUUUGGAUCCGCAUCUCUAGGUUCCCAUCUGAGCUCAUCAACUUUGAGUCCAUUGCUACUUUACUGUCAAGAAAUAAUAUUGGAUCUUUGGUAAGGCUUGAUCAAUGCUCAUUGCUGCGUAAAAAAAUCAUGUUUGUUAGAGAAUGUGUUAAAGUCGACAUCUCCAAGCCUCUGAAAACUUAUGCUCAAAUUAUGAGGCAUGGUGGUAGCUAUUCAAGUACCUGAUAUGGUACGGAGACUUUUCUGAAGGAUGUGCUUUAUGUGGUGAUGAAGUUCACACCAUAAAAGCUUGUCCUCUCCUCUCACUCCCCCCAGAAGAGUGUUCAAAUCAUUCUAGAAAAAAUCCCUGCUUGAAAAAUUAAUUAAGAAAAACAUGAUGCUCCCCCUGCUGCCUAGACUCAACAUGAAUUCACAGCCCAUAAAGCUUAUGUGAUUCAUGCUAAGUCUAAGCAACGAGCUCAAGUUCCCAAUGCAAGCUCCUCUGCAAACCUUUAGAAUGGAAAACUUCAAAGAAAAGGUCUUCAGUGUCUAAUACUGUCUCUGAAAGGCCUCUUGCAAAGGGGGUUUUCAUUAAUGAAGAAAUAGCUGCUGCAAAGGCUAAUGAAACCAGCACAAAAGUUCCAAUCCAAUCCAAGGAUAAAGGUAAGUCAAAGUUAAAUGUUGCUGAGCGUAUGAUCAUGUUUGAAAACGAGUCCUCUGAUGAUUAGAAUUGUGAUGUUGUGAUCCCUUCUGUAAAUCCUCCAACUAUCAAGGUUGUUGUGGGUGAAGAAAACAGUCUUGCUGCAGUUGCUCCCUCUAAAGAGCAAAACAAAACAUCAUCCCCGAUGCAUUUUCAUGGCCUCCUCCCACCCUUUAUCCAAACUGAAUUCCCUGGUGUGGAUACUGAUGUGGGUGACUAGAAUUUUUUGAUGCUGAUGUUGAAUUUGAAGGUAAUAAAUCCUUUGAUAACAACAGUGAUGAAACUAGCCAUUUCAACAUGAUUGGGGGUUCUUAAUGAAGGAAAUAAUGCCCUUGGUCCAAGUAUGCAUUUAAUGCUAAGUCUAAUAUAUGUGGUUCAGUAUUAAUUAACAAGUUAAUAAAUUCAAUGAGAUCAAGUGAACUGAAUGCCUAGCUAGAGGUCGCUUCAGUUCAAGUGGAAUUAAUGAUAUUAACCCACAACUUACUCUUGACUGAACCCGUAGGGUCACACAAAUAGUACGUGAACGGAUCAAGUAUUUAAGUGAAUAUAUUAUUCAUUAAGUACUCCAUUUAUGAACAUUCGGAAACGACGGAUCUCGGUUCCAGUGGGAGCUGAAAUCGUCAAAUGGCAAAAUAAAGAAUACUCCGGAAAUGAUGAUAUUGUCGGAAACGGAAAUAUGGUUCAUGACGGAAAUAUAAAUAUUAUCCAAGUCGUAGAUGUUGCCAGAAACGGAAGCAUGGUUCGUAUCGGAAAAUAUUAUCGGAAAUAAAAAUAUUGCCGGAAUCGGAAAUAUUGCAGGAAACGGAAAUAUUACUGGAAUCGGAAAUAUUACCGGAAAGGGAAAUUAUUUCCGAAAUCGGAAAUAUUAACGGAAACGUAAAUAUUUGUUCAAAACGGAAAUGAAUUUCGGAAUAAGAAAACGAAUCGGAAGCUCGACGAGCAACAAGCCGGCAAGCGAGCCGGCCCAUCGCUCGACAAGCAAGGCAGCACCAUGGGCCGUGCUCUGCGAGCAAGGCAGCAGCCUCAUGGGCCGCGCCAAGCUGCGAGCAAGGCAGCAGCCAUGGGCCUUGCCAAGCUGCAAGCAAGACAAAAGCUCAUGGGCCACGCCAAGCCUGCGACAAGGCAGCAGGUCAUGGGCCGCGCCAAGCCUGCGGCAAGGCAGCAGCUCAUGGGCUGCGCCCAGCCAACGAGCAGCGAGUGCAAGGCCUGCCGAGGCGAGGGCCACAAUGCACUGGGCCGAGGCAGCACGCACACCAACGUGGCCCGUUGUGGCUGCGUUGGGUUGUUUCGUCUUGGGCUCCAAGAAAUACCUGACUACUUAAUUCCCAAGUAGCCUUGAAUUAAGUAUUCCUAAUCUUACUAGAAUUCAAAAAAUUAAGAGUUUAAUUAAAGUUGCAAUUCUAAUUGAAUAAGAAUUUCAAUCCUAAUAGGGUUGGUAAUUCUAUUCCUAGCAAGACUCAAAUUCCUUGUUUCCUACACUAUAAAUAUGAGGCUAGGCGCUCAUAAUUAUACACAUCAAUUGAAUUGAAAUCAUAUUAUUUAUUCCCAUUGUGUUCAAGGGAGAACAUAAUACAAGCCUAACCGAAUACAUAAAUCCUUAAGUAAAAUCCUAGUUGGUUAAACCUAAGGUGGAUCCGAACGUGCUGUGGACUUUGUACGGAGGGGCAACGUUUGGGGCUCUAAAGACUUGUUUUUGUUCAGUUCGGGAGGAGCUAGGGAAGGCACGCAUCACAUUGUAUGUCACUUAAAUUAUUCUAAUUGACUAUGUGGUAAUUAAUUUGGAUUUUGGCUUUAUGGUUUUUCCACAUGAAUUAUAUUGUUGUAUUAUUCAUAACCUAAUUGUGGUAUCACGAGCCUGUAAUUAAUUCUAUAAUCAAUUAUAGUUAACAUGGAUUAAAUUUUAUAAACUUGCAAUGAAUUAAAGGAGAGAUUAAUUUCGUGGAUGUAAUUGAUUGCAAAUUCGUGCGAUUAUUUGAUUAUAUGUUCGUAGGAUUUUUCGGCAGUUUUGUCAAUAAUUCUGUUUUUAUAGUGAAUUUCGCAUGUAAACGACGUUUUAAAAUUUUGACAAAAAUCAUAGAUUUGAUGCCGAACCCAGAAUUCCCAAAUUCGAAACCUAACUAUGACUUUUCGGAGGUUUUAGUUUUUAGAAUGCAAAAUUUGUAAUUUUUAUGAUGUUAAAUUAAAUAUUUGCGAAUCUUGUAUGUAAAUCUUGAAUCUAUGGUUGACCUACUGUAUAUGUUUAACAAUUUUAAGGUCUAAUUUUGUUAAUUAUACAAGCUAAUUUGUAAUUAUAAUUAAUUCGUUGAAUUUCAAAUAAUUUAGAAUUUGUUUUGAAUUUCAUAAUUAAUUGAUAAUUUAAUUAGGAUCCUAUAAUUAAAAACCACCACAAAAUUUGUCAAAACUGAAAAGUUUUAAAACUUUAUGACCUAGAUUUGAAUCCCUAAGAAAAUAUGUAAUCGGAAAUUAAUUUGAAUAAUAAAUUUUCGAUUUUUCGCCUAAAUUUAGUGAAAUUAAUAUGGAUUAUUAAUUUGUCGUUAAAUUUAAAAUAUAAAAGUUUUUGAUUAUUGUGAGGGGGUCGAAAAAGCACGAGGCUAAUGCGUGACCUCGUUCCUCGUGGGCGUGACGUUGUCAGAUCAAGUGUAGUUAGAUUUCCUGUGAGUUUACACCCAAUCGACUAGUAAUAUAGGAGUCGCCAUUCAGUUUUUAACGACAAUGGGAAAAACUGACAAAACCCGGUUAUCGUGACAUAAAGGGAGUGCAAUUAUGUUCGACCACGACGGCCAUAGGUUCCCUUGUGAUCCCUGGUGUGGGGAUCGCUCAACGUACACCCGCAGGGCAGAGAUUGAGAGUUCGGGGGACUGUAACUACAGAGAGGAGUGCUCAUCGAUAACUCGAGAGGCAGGUUAUCCUUACUAGCUCAACAUAAAUAAUUGAAGGGACAUGCGUUUAAACUAUUAAACUAUUCUGAAUUGAUUUUAGCAAUAUGCAACACAUAAUACUAAAUCGGUCGUGAUUAUCUUAUUUAGAUUGAUUUAAGGUACCUAGCAUGAUAGUUUAAUUGUCCAAGGUAUUAUCUUUAUUAGGCGUGAUAGAUCAAUCAAAUUAAUAGUUUAACAAUUUUAUAAAAGGGUGAUGAAAGCGAUUAAAUCAUGCGAAGGGACACAUUACAACGCACCCUUGAGAGGUGCGUCACGGUUCUCAGAAAACUAACCACUUGGCUUUGCUAUUUCUCCUUAUAUUUAACGAAUCUCGGGUUUCUGAGCAGUGUUCCAGUAUUUAGGCUUAAUUCAUCAGCUACGGGGACAGGAUACGUUCUGUUCGACUUUUGGGUCGAUUGCGACAGAACGCGAGGACAAUUUCGCAGCGUGAGGCUUAGGCUUAGGGUUGGAGUGAAUACUCAGAUUAUGAAUUGUGUGUUCUGUUCACGUCGGUUUUGAGGCUGUAUUUAUAGGGAAAGAGUUUGCGGAAAGAUAGAUCUUUAGAAUCCGAACCCAAAGAGAAUUCGGAGACGACACGGCCCCAGGUAUUUUCAGCGCCCAGGGCUGGGCGCCGAUGAUUUUGGCGCUCAGACCCAGGCGUUGAAAAUAGGGUCUGAGCCGAGCCUUUUGUCAGAUUUGGACUCUUAAUCAGGGAGCUUUUGAGACUUAUCCGAGUUUCUUAGUGCGUAUCAACUUAUGACGGAAUGCGUCUGGGCCCGUUACGAACUCUAGGUUCGUUAGGAAUUUAAUUAAUACGUAACUCUUAUUUCCGAAUUAUAGCAGGAAUAGAAUUCCUUUGCCAAUUCUAUCUCUUUUAGGACUUAUGUUGGAGUGCAACACCUAAUUCCGACAGAUUUCUAUCUUUUAUGUCAUGCCACUUUUAACAACUACCCGUUAUGGUAGUUACUAUUUUUAGCAGGUUUCUAUAAAUAGCAGGUUUGGCUGAAAUGAAAAGGGUGAUCGAGAUUCGUUAUUUUAUAGGAGAAGCGUUGCCAAGUGGAGAUUUAUGUUCUCAUCAUCGAACCUUUCCUUUCGGGAAUGGGGACAAAAGUAGGUGUCUACAGUUAGCCCCCACUUUGACUGAGUCUUGGAGUAAGACGAUGGUCAAAGUAUCAGACGGAGUGGGUCAUACAAGCCAUGGUAUAUGUGACCUGUUUUGCGAGGGUCUCACGAGCCCCCGAGUGAUAACAUUUGACUUAAGGGUCAUCACUUGAAGUGUUAACAUAUUCCUCACGUGUCAUUGGAAUUUGUUAAGUAUAGAAACUCCCUCACUUUGUCAUUGGAAGUACCUACAGAUGUAUAGAAACUCCCUCACUUUGUCAUUGGAAGUAUCUACAGACAUUUUCGAAACCAAAGCUAUAAAGUGUAACCAGGCCUGGCCAAGCCCGAUCACGAGGCAAAAAUGUUUUUAAAGAUUCUCAUUUUCAGGGUUAGCUAAACGAGAAAACCCCCUUGUUUUUAUAGGACGUAAAACGAAGGAAAAUCCAGCACAUCGCUCUUUUUUGGAAAAGCGGAAAACCAAUCCUUUGAUUUUUGGAAAAGGGAAACCAUCUUUUGAUUUUUGGAAAAAGAUAAAACAUCUUUUGAUUUUUGGAAAAAGAUAAACCAUCUUUUGAUUUUUGGAAAAAGAUAAACCACCCUUUGAUUUUUGGAAAAAGAUAAACCACCUUUUGUUUUUUGGAAAAAGAUAAACCAUCCUUUGAUUUUUGGAAAAGGAUAAACCGGGAAAAGUUAUUGCUGCAACAAGUAAGGACCUGCGCGGUUAGUGGCGCAGACCCCGCCCGCUGAAGGUGGGCGAGCCUGUUUUUGUUUUUGAAUAUUUUAUUUUUGAAAACUGAGGACCUGCGCGGUUAGUGACGCAGACCCCGCCGGCUGAAGAUGGCGAGCCUGUUUUUUUGUUUUUGGAGAAUUCAUUUUCUUUUUUCAUUACCUAUAUAUAUUCUUUAUAAAAGGCUUUCAUGAUUACGACCUGUUUGUGGGUCGCAAUAUUUUCCAAGUGGUCGUGUCCUAUAAGUGGGUCCACGCCGUGUAUGUCUCUCGUUAAUAAAUAACGAGAUUUUUGGAAUGCCUUUGUUUUUCUGCGGGAAAGGAAUAUUAAGACAACAGAUAAUUCUUACAAAAGGAAACUUGCGCAUGCCCCGACAGCGAAUAUUCGCUGUCUGGGUAAGCAAUUUCAGCGCCCAGGACUGGGCGCGAGAAUUUCUAACGCCCAGAGCUGGGCGUUGAAAAUGCAAGGGGGAGGCUGGCCUUUAAAAGCGCGGUCCAUUUCCUUCUUCCUCCAUUCUUUCGCCAUUUUCGCUCGAGCUUCUCACUCAAUUUACUCAUUUUCCACUCGUUUCUUUCAUUUUUCUUCACGAAUUCUACUCCAAGUCACUUCCUAAUCCUCCCAAUCAUGUCUGGCGAGUCAUCACCUUCCUCUGGUGACCAUGCGGAGCGUGGCAUGACACGUCAGUCCAUCGGUGCGGGACCCCUAUGGGUGGGUCCUUAAUACUACGACGGUCGGGAUCUGCACUACGACCUGAAGCAUCACGUGACCACUCGUCUUCACGCGAGGAGGGAUACUACAGUCCAUGGUUACGGUGCGGCGAUGAGCGAGACCGUCUUUGGUUUCCUGAGCUCGGACGCCCAUGCUUUGGUGAGGGAGAGUUCGAUGUUCCCGGUAGUUGAGACUUUCUGGGAGGUACUGCGACUCAACAUCUCCCUAUCUUUCUUGCGGUCGUUCAUAAGAUGGUGGUGGGAUACCACCAAUACUUUCCACUUUCCUUGGGGCGAGAUGACGAUUACUCCCGAGGAUUACACUGCUUUGACAGGCUUGGCCUUUACAGGGAUUCUCGUUCGUUUGAGGUCUGAUGGCCCGCCGCCGACUGUUGCUGAGGGCACUAGGCUCAUGGGCUCAUUGCUAGGUCAGAGAUUGCCUUCGUACCAGGCCCGUGGGAUACCCUAUGCUGACUUGAUGUGGGGCCUGGAACGUGGGGUGGAGGAGUCGCCUUUGAGAAAGGCCCGGCUGUUUUACCUCCACUUCACCACUUCUACCUUUCUGUCGGGCCCUACUGACACCUUUGACCCGAUGUGGAUAGACUGGGUGGAGGACGUAUCUUCGCUAGGCGCCUACUGUUGGGGCGAUUUCGGCUAUGCGACGCUCGUGGGCCAGAUGAGUCUGGCGGUGCGAGAGUCGGACCCGCGUAGACGUCAUUUCGUCAUUGCAUUGGCGGGGGUGCCGCGGUUUAUUGAGGUGGUCUGGACCCCAUGGCUCUCUUUUAGGGGUGCAUACGCUUCGGUCAGUUAUGCCCUGAGCCAGAUGCGGGUUUUAUUCGUUGGUCGCCGUGACCCCGUCUGGUAUCUGGGAGAGCGGGUACGUAUGCAGACCGUUGGAGUCUUCUCGGUGCCUCAUCCUCCACCUGCGACCAUGUUGGCCACCCGUUCGAUAGGCGAGGCCUGGAGGGUUCAUUCGAGGGCGGGCGUCCCGGCGACGGAGUUGGUGAUAGCGGGAGCUAACUACCAUCAGUUCAUCCUGGAUUCUCUUCGUCUCCCGGAGCCUGGCGCUGAGCAUCCUGAUCCUUCGUUAGGAGGAUGGGUGCCUCCCGAUGCUCGGAUCUCAUAUAUUGGGGAGGGUGGAUCCGAGGUUGUGGAGAUUAUCCCGGAGGGCCGGGUUUUCCAUGCUCCGCUCCCUGAGGGAGUACAGGCGGUCCCGGCCCGUACGGCCAAUGCGAUGGUGGGGGUGAUCAACCGGUUGAAGCCCGCGUUGGUUCGGGCCCGAUCCGCACUUUCUUGCAGGAGCCCCCGCUCUACUCAGACGGAGACAGGGCGAGCCGGGGCCGAUGACACAGGGCCGUCGGGGUUCGGGGGACGCGGCCCCGCGGAGAGAGAACGGGAACGGCACUCGCCCUUACGGCAUCGCCGUUGUGACGUGGGGACGAGUACUUCUGGGGCACGACCUGAGCGGGAGCGUGGGCGGCGUUCCAUGUCAGUGGCUCGCGAGUCUAGCCCCGAGUUGCAGCCGCAGCCUCAGCGUUGGGGAUGUUCACCCUAGGGGUCCUCGCACCAUGGGGGGUGGACGGGAUGGACCCGUGAGGCUUGGAGUGGUGAAGCCGAGGACGAGCCUUAGGCUUACUUCCACUUUUGUAUUUUAUUCAUUCUUGUAUUUCGCAUGUACAUAUGAUUUAUUAUAUAUAUAUAUACUUUUUUUUUUUUUGCGAA